Messenger RNA from Hyaloscypha bicolor E, 1407 nucleotides. RefSeq lists its product as uncharacterized. Bases 201 to 917 code for a protein of 238 amino acids. The transcript has a single exon. The record is from RefSeq and is a predicted model, not a curated record. Lineage: Eukaryota; Fungi; Ascomycota; Leotiomycetes; Helotiales; Hyaloscyphaceae.
CCUGCAGCGCCCCUUCCUGAAUACGAAUAAUUUGGCAUACGUAUUCUUGUCUGAGGAUGUUUACUAAUAAGGAGGCGUGGGAUUUGUGCUGAACACCCCUUCAUCCUCAUCCUCAUCCCCCCAUUUUUGUCUUGGGAAUAAAUAAACUUCCAUAUCUGGGCACAAUUUGGGACUAAGACCCCCUCAUUCCAGAUCAAAAUAUGAGGAGUGUCACGUUUUGUCCUUGGAGAUACCAUGUGCAUAGUGACGCAGAACAGAAAUCGUCAAGUCACACAAAACUUCGUGAUAGCCGUCAAAAUCCCACCAAAGCAGAGGCCGAGUCAGCAGAUUUUCGCAUCCACGCCUUGAUGCGGAGAAGCUCUCCACGCCUUCUCAGUUCCCAUGAGGCGUGGUCCAGUCACAGCUCCCCUAAUGUCAGACAGGCGGAGAGACCCUUCUGCGAAUCCUUCAACUUCAAGUCUUGGAGUAAUAAAGUGGGGACAAUCUGGGAUAAAGGCGAGCCCAUCUAUCCCCACUCUGUGGACCUUGGUACCUGGUCUGAUGAGGGUAAGGGAUUUUUUUCACGCUCCAAGCUUCAUGCUUCACUUCGUAGCCGGGAACGGACGUCGGCAACCGUGGGAGACGAAGGUCCGGCGAACACUGGAUGGAUCAUGGAGCACAAGCACAGCGUGAUCUUGGUAAGCACCCACGGCAUCGUCGGGGUCCAGCCCGGAAACCAGCCGAAUCUCGCCCCCUGCCAGGCCUCCAGAGUGUUUUGUGAAAUUGUGGCGUUCAGAAAUGCAGCCACAUCUUCAACAAGCACGGCCACCUCCCCUCCCCGUUGGCCAACUUGGGUGAGCCACCAGAGCAAUCCUUUCUCAUCUGACAGAGAGUUGACGACUCACACCAUCAUGGAAAACAUGCCGUUGACAUGUUGAUGAUCUCAGGAUGAAAUCUCGUGAUGGCUUUGCAGGAGCACUCAAGGCAAGAUUUAACAUGCGCCAUGGUGUUCAGAUCGCCCAGGCAAAACAGGUUCUCCAAAGUGCGGGAAGCGAGAGUGCAGAAUCAAUCAAAUUCUCCUGGCUGGUAAAAAUACCUGACACUAUCUUGAAAACAGGAUAGUUUCGAGUUGCAAACCUCUGUUGAGAUCGGACGAAGGCCAUUUUGCCGCACAUUUUCCCGCCUCCGCCACAGCGUUCCGAGAGAGUUUUUGAAAAUGGAGCCUCGAUCGUUGGCUCGUUGGCUCGUUGGCAGGAGGACCGACCCCAAGCAACCAUGUCUUCGGACCUAGAACACGACCGUUGGGAAGCUUCGAAGCUCUGCUGAUCUCUUUGCGGACAUCAAGAACACACAAAUCACUCCAACAAAAAGAAUGCUUUCGGAUACCCCCUCAUCACAGUCUCGGUGAACAAAGAGCCCAGCUCUCUU